AUGUCUGCAGAAGGAGUUACGACGAGAAUGCGGAAGAGGAAGGUUGGUCAGAGAGAUUUAUGGGACGUGAUUGUGAAGAACGACGAUAUUUGUUUUAAACACAUUCUGCCGAGAUUGAAUUCGACGGAUGUGAAAUUCUUGUACGGAGUGAAUACAGAGACGAGAGCGUUGGUGAAGAGAUCAUCUCGCGCGGGUGAUUUGAAAGAGAAGUUUAAAUUUGAAGAGAUGUCGUCGAUAUCGACUUUGGAAGUUGCUUGGGAGAAUCGACGGGGGUUGUGGAAGGACGAAACACUUUUCUGCGUUCGAGUUGCUUGUACGAAUAAACUCGAGUUGCUCAAGUGGGCGCGAGAGGAGAAAAAGUGUAAGUGGGAUAAAUAUACGAUUAUUGCGGCCGCACAAAAAGGUAAUCUGGAAAUGGUGAAGUAUUGCGUUGCAAAGAAGUGUCCUAUCAAUGAGACGGCGUGUGCAGGUGCUGCCUGGAAAGGUCAUCUCGAGGUACUCAAAUACUUACACGAAGAAGCGAAAGCGCCUUGGGAUUUGGAUACUGCCAGUUGCGCGGCUUUUAAUGGUGAUCUUCACAUACUCGAAUAUCUUGUUGAACGCAAGUAUGAUAAAUAUAGCGUGUUGGCGUGUGCGAAUACAGCCGAAAAAGGUCAGUUAGACUGUUUGAAGUACUUGCGCGAAACCGCCAAAGCGCCUUGGGACGCCGACGCCGUACGAAAAGCGCACGAGAACAACCACCCCGAAUGUGUACAAUACCUCCUCGACAAUAACUGUCCGUUACCGUUUGGUUGGCGAUACGAACAUGGAGAGCUACACACGAUUUAA
This is a messenger RNA of Bathycoccus prasinos, 828 nucleotides long. RefSeq lists its product with no specific name. NCBI's taxonomy places the organism in Eukaryota, Viridiplantae, Chlorophyta, Mamiellophyceae, Mamiellales, Bathycoccaceae. Gene Ontology annotation, molecular function: protein binding. The transcript has a single exon. The record is from RefSeq and is a predicted model, not a curated record. The coding region runs from base 1 to 828 and encodes 275 amino acids.